Heterobasidion irregulare TC 32-1 is the source of this 1380-nucleotide messenger RNA. RefSeq lists its product as uncharacterized. The transcript is spliced from 3 exons. Bases 1 to 1380 code for a protein of 459 amino acids. The record is from RefSeq and is a predicted model, not a curated record. Lineage: Eukaryota; Fungi; Basidiomycota; Agaricomycetes; Russulales; Bondarzewiaceae.
AUGCGUGGACUCCAAACAAUCGAUAUAGGGAACGGUCGAGAGACGACAGAGACGGAUACAAUGAUCGUUUCCCGGGACCAGCAAGGCAAGCGCGAGAGUAUCGUCCAGCUCCGACCAGACGUCGUCCUCCACCUAGAGAUGACGAUUGGAGAACACGAGAUGAAAGCAGGACAUUCCGCCCUCGCCCAGAUUUUCGUCGAAACGUUGAACGAUACGAUUAUGAUCGGGACCACUCCAGGCGAAGGGAUUCGCGUUCACCUUCCCGAUACCCAGGCAACUCCACGUCGUUCCGACUCACCGCCACCUCGUCCUCUUCUGCGAGGCAAUUCGCCAGGACCAAGCACCUACCCCACGCCUCGCAAUUAUUCGCCUUCGCCUGUGCGCAAUAAAACUGAGCCAGACAGUCCCCACACGACAAGCUCUCAUCGCUCUGUUCUCCGAGGCAAGGAGCACCAUGGUAGGAGCGAUCACGGGACGCCUUCGCGAACUUCCAGCCCUACUCACUCUCGCCGGGAGCGGAGCCGUAGCCAAGGCUCCACGAAGGCAGAGGAUGAAUCCUGUGAUGUUACUCGCUCCAUCUCUCAUCCUCCUCGUAGCCCACUCGAGAAGCAACCAGAUACACUGCCUCCUUCACGCGAUCACAGUCCUCCUGGAGCUGCCUCAAGCAAGUCGCCACUUCAUGCCCGCCCUUCCAGCCCAACAAUCGUGAAAGAAGAGGUGCAUUUAGAACAGCAAGUCCCCAUGGAACACCGAGAGGAGGAACUCGCUUCAUGGCUUAACGCUUCGCGGGAUAAGGGCAAAAGUAAAGAAGAGCCCGAGACAACUGAGGACAUUGAAAUGAGAGCGGAUAUUCCACACUCGCCUGCAUCGAAUCCGAGAGAACUGGAGCAAUUUCCCCGCCGGCGGUCUCGCUCACCGCCCACAGGCCCACGCCACUAUCUGAAUAUACCCACUGGACCGGCUUUUGCGCAACACAUAUCACCCGCCAACUCGAAUGAGUCGGUUCAAUCUCCUCAGCUGAACAGUCCGGCUACAUGGACGCAAACCCGCAUGGAUGUCGACCCUUCACCAAAGGCCGAGGCUUCUCAGUCUCAAGUUACGCACCCACCCUACGAACCGAAGCCAUACCCAGCCAAGCAGUUUGAGCCCGAGAUCGCACGAUUGGAAACCCUGUGCCAGGCUACAAUGGCAGACUACGCACAGAGCGGGCACGAAGUUCGACGUGCCCGGCACGAGUUAGAGAUGGCUACCAUUGACUUUCGGGCAGCUGAACUGCGGCGCGAGAUCGCAGAUGCCCAAGUAGAGCAAGCUCGUUUUGGGACGCUAGGUAUCGAUACGCGGUUUGAGCGGAUCUCCUCCCCGGUCCCUGCUUCGGCUUGA